AAUGACGUGCUACGUCGCAUGUUCCCCACAGUCAGCCGAGGGCAAGUUCCAUCUCAAAAGUUUCCUUGUUGUGGUCAGUUUUACAGCGAUUUCUUCCCCGUUUUUGUCAAAAUGGAUGCACCCUUAACACCAGAGUUAAAGAAAGAACUUAAAAACAUCGCCGAAUCGAUCGUGAAGCCAGGCAAGGGCAUUUUAGCGGCUGACGAAAGCACAGGAACAAUGGGGAAAAGACUGACUCAAAUUUCGGUCGAGAAUACCGAAGAAAAUCGUCGACUUUAUCGCCAACUUUUAUUCACGGUGGAUCCGAAAAUUGCCGAAAAUCUCGGCGGGGUUAUUCUCUACCAUGAAACCCUUUACCAGAAAGCAGACGAUGGCACACCGUUUAUAGAUUUGAUAAAGAAUUUGGGAAUUAUCCCUGGUAUAAAAGUUGACAAGGGAGUUGUUCCACUUGCAGGAACUGUGAACGAAUGUACAACUCAAGGGCUCGACGGUUUGGGCGAAAGAUGUGCACAGUACAAGAAGGACGGUUGUCAUUUUGCUAAAUGGCGUUGUGUUUUAAAGAUCGGUCCGAAUAACCCGUCAGAGUUGGCGAUGAAGGAGAAUGCUAACGUGCUUGCAAGAUAUGCAACAAUCUGUCAGGCGAAUGGUUUGGUUCCAAUUGUCGAACCUGAGAUCUUGUGUGAUGGUGAACACGAUCUGGAAACUUGUCAAAAAGCAACUGAAGCUGUACUAUCUGCAACCUACAAAGCACUGGUUGACCAUCAUGUCUAUCUAGAGGGUACAUUGCUCAAACCUAACAUGGUGACUCCAGGUCAGAGUUGUACCAAGAAGUACACACCAGAGCAAAUUGGCGAGGCUACUGUCACAGCUCUACAACGUACGGUUCCCUCUGCGGUUCCGGGCAUAACAUUCCUUUCUGGUGGGCAGUCUGAGGAAGAAGCAUCUGUGAACUUGAAUGCUGUUAACAAACAUCCAGGUAAGAAGCCAUGGGCAUUGACCUUCUCCUUUGGUAGAGCUCUGCAGGCCAGUGCUUUGAAAGCUUGGGGUGGCAAACCAGACAAUGUCAAGGCAGGCCAGACUGAGCUUGGAAAACGAGCAUUGGCGAACGGCUAUGCUUCCUGCGGCAAGUACACUGGCAUUGAAAGUUUAGCUGGCAGCCAGAAGACGUUUGAGGCAAACUAUGCAUACUAGCUGCAUAUGAUGGAUAAUUUAUAACAAACUUGCUUUUAAAAACCUUUGCAGGAUUUGUGUUGUAUAGUUUAGCUUGGCAUCGAUAAUCAAUAAUUUCAUGUACUUCCAAGGUUUAUUUAAGGUGACUCUUGUAUGUCUGUGAGUUGCCUUACAUAUAUCAAUUGUAAAGGAUGUCAAAAAAUAAAGUGUGAGCAUAUCAA
Dendronephthya gigantea is the source of this 1391-nucleotide messenger RNA. Its product is annotated as fructose-bisphosphate aldolase A-like. The transcript is spliced from 3 exons. Gene Ontology annotation, biological process: fructose 1,6-bisphosphate metabolic process; glycolytic process. Gene Ontology annotation, cellular component: cytosol. The coding region runs from base 19 to 1191 and encodes 390 amino acids. Gene Ontology annotation, molecular function: fructose-bisphosphate aldolase activity. The record is from RefSeq and is a predicted model, not a curated record. NCBI's taxonomy places the organism in Eukaryota, Metazoa, Cnidaria, Anthozoa, Malacalcyonacea, Nephtheidae.